GAAAGUCCAGCCCGGUUGCUCGCUCCCCACCCGGUUCACAGCAGCAGAAGCAGCCGCCGAUGCGCGCAGGGGGGGGGGGGAGGAGACGAGAAGGCGGGCCCACAAACGGCCCCAAACUUUCCUCCUCUCCGAACCAGACCUUCCUCCUGCAAAGGUCGGCGGUUGCUUUUUGCAGCCCGGGCGAACUUGCAAGCUUGCAACGCCUUGCUUGCCCGCGCAGAGCUCGCCGCCUUUGCUGCUCCGGCUCUCUCGCCUCCGCCAGGAGGGGGAAUUUGGGUAUUCCUGUAAAUUUCCUAAACGGAGGCGGGGCCUGGGUGGCAGGGCGGGGGAGGGGAAGGGAGCGAGAGAGAGAAUGACAUAUUGUCUGGCGGGGGAGGGCGAGGGAGCCCGGCCUUCCCCUCCCCUCGUCACCUCGCCCGCCGCCGCUUCGCCAUUGGAGCAGGCGCCGGUGACGCGCGGGGCCGCUGCCGGCUAUUAGAGGCAGGAGGAGGAGGAGGCGGCGGCGGAGGCUGCAGCCGCCAGAGAGCGAGCGAGACGGGCCGGGGAGCGCACGGGCGCCAGGGCGCGCGCACACGACGACGGCGGGCGCGGGCGCCGGACCCGGGCAGGGAAGCACAAGCCGCAGCAGCAACAGCAGCAGCAAGAGGAAACGGGGACGGAUCCAGGCGGGAGCCCAGCCUGCUCGCUCGCUCGCAGCCAGGCCGGGCGGGAUUAAAGCUGCCCCCUCCCCGCGCCGGCUGGUUGCAAAGGACGCAGCGCUUUGGAGAAACUUGCAUCGGCCGCCGGCGCCUCCUUUUUGCACGCUCAGCCCGGGAUUUGGGGUUUGCUUUUGCACGACGGAGCUCUCCCUUUUGCAGCGGGCACCGAGCGCGCCUUCGCCCGUGAGCCAGUGAGCGACGCCGCGAGAACCGGGUUUCUGCAACGCAAGUCCCGGGGAGCCGAGCCGCCGCGGCACAGCGGGGCUGAUUCGGAUUGGGGAGGGGGCCGGCGCUCCGGAUCGAGGUUGGGGCGACCCCCCCGCCCUCCAGCGCCGCAACCGCUCCUCUGCCCGGCCAGAGACCUUAAAGAAGUCCAAAAAGAGCGUGCGGGCCGCCAAAGGGCCAGCAUGCUAUGAGGCCGGGCCCCUCGCCCUCCAGAAGAAGAUGGCUGCGGAACUUUACCCGGCCAGCACCAACCUCGCCAACAGCAACGCCGCCGCCAACAGCAAGAAGAACGCCCUCCAGCUCCAGCAGAGCGCCCAGCCCCCGCCGCCCCCGCCCCUGCAGAACCUCAACAACAACAACUUGGAGAGCACCAACUGGCAGUCCUUCCACCCGACCCUGCGGGAGAGGAACGCACUCAUGUUCAAUAACGAACUGAUGGCUGACGUGCAUUUUGUUGUGGGCCCUGUGGGGGCAGCCAAGAAAGUUCCUGCUCACAAGUAUGUUUUGGCAGUCGGCAGCUCUGUCUUCUAUGCUAUGUUUUACGGGGACCUCGCGGAGGUCAAAUCUGAAAUCCAUAUUCCAGAUGUGGAGCCGGCAGCUUUUCUAAUCUUAUUAAAGUACAUGUACAGUGAUGAAAUUGACCUGGAAGCAGACACGGUCCUCGCUACCCUGUACGCUGCCAAGAAGUACAUUGUGCCUGCGCUGGCAAAAGCCUGUGUCAAUUUCCUGGAGACCAGCCUAGAGGCCAAGAACGCAUGCGUUCUGCUGUCUCAGAGCAGACUCUUCGAGGAGCCGGAGUUGACGCAGCGCUGCUGGGAGGUCAUCGACGCUCAAGCCGAGAUGGCGCUGAAGUCGGAGGGCUUCUGCGAAAUCGACCUGCAGACACUCGAGAUCAUCGUCACCCGGGAGGCGCUGAACACCAAGGAGGUGGUGGUGUUCGAGGCCGUUUUGAACUGGGCCGAGGCCGAAUGUAAGAGGCAAGGCCUGCCCGUCACGCCCAGGAACAAGCGGAAUGUAUUAGGGAAAGCUUUAUACUUGGUACGGAUUCCAACCAUGACUCUGGAAGAGUUUGCCAACGGAGCGGCUCAGUCCGACAUCCUCACUCUGGAGGAGAGACACAACAUUUUCUUGUGGUAUACUGCCGCCAACAAGCCCAAACUCGAGUUCCCCCUGACCAAAAGGAAAGGGCUCGUGCCCCAAAGGUGUCACCGGUUUCAGUCCUCCGCCUACCGCAGCAAUCAGUGGAGGUACAGAGGCCGCUGCGACAGCAUCCAGUUUGCUGUCGACAAACGGAUAUUUAUCGCCGGACUGGGAUUGUAUGGGUCCAGUUCUGGGAAAGCCGAAUACAGUGUCAAAAUCGAACUGAAGCGGCUGGGGGCCGUGCUUGCCCAGAACCUGACGAAGUUUACCUCCGACGGAUCUAGUAACACUUUCUCCGUGUGGUUCGAGCACCCCGUGCAGGUGGAGCAAGACACGUUUUACAACGUCAGCGCCGUUCUGGACGGCAACGAACUCAGCUAUUUUGGCCAAGAGGGCAUGACUGAAGUACAGUGUGGCAAAGUGACGUUUCAGUUCCAGUGUUCUUCGGACAGUACCAACGGCACGGGAGUACAGGGGGGACAAAUCCCAGAACUCAUUUUCUAUGCAUGAUGCAUUUCACUUAGGCUGCAUUCCAGUGCUGCGGUGCGCAGUUAACGGAUGCUCUGAUUUCACUGCAAAACCAACAAAACAAACCCUCCAGCCGCAGGAAUGUUACCCUACUUACCUAUCUACUUACCACCGGGCUGUCCGACUAAGUGAAGGAAUGCUCUUGAAUUUAAUCUUAUUUUAUUUAUUCCUAAGCUAUUUGACUCAAUUAUUAAACUGCGUCACGCAGGAAAGGGGGAGGGGAGGGGAGAGAUAAAACGAGGGUUAAAGUUUUGCACGAGCCGUGCGUUUAUUUUGUAUAUAGAUAAAACUAACAGCUGACUCAAACGGAAUGUUCUAAAGUAGAGCGGUUUGAGAAUGUUGAAUAUAAAACAUUUUUACUUGUCCUAAAA
Messenger RNA from Sphaerodactylus townsendi, 2962 nucleotides. It is a transcript of the gene BTBD6, whose product is annotated as BTB domain containing 6. Gene Ontology annotation, molecular function: protein binding. The coding region runs from base 1143 to 2573 and encodes 476 amino acids. The transcript has 5 exons. Gene Ontology annotation, biological process: neurogenesis. Gene Ontology annotation, cellular component: cytosol. The record is from RefSeq and is a predicted model, not a curated record. NCBI's taxonomy places the organism in Eukaryota, Metazoa, Chordata, Lepidosauria, Squamata, Sphaerodactylidae.